Diaporthe batatas is the source of this 405-nucleotide messenger RNA. RefSeq lists its product as uncharacterized. Gene Ontology annotation, biological process: 2-oxoglutarate metabolic process. Bases 1 to 405 code for a protein of 134 amino acids. NCBI's taxonomy places the organism in Eukaryota, Fungi, Ascomycota, Sordariomycetes, Diaporthales, Diaporthaceae. The record is from RefSeq and is a predicted model, not a curated record. The transcript has 2 exons.
AUGUUUGCCACCAAGGCCCUCCGUCAGGCAGCUGCCCACGCCGAGCGUGUCCCUUCCAUCCGGUUCAUUGGAAAGCGCUCCAUUCCCGCUUCCGUUGACCACAGCCCCCGGCCUCACCCGGCCAGCCCCAGCGGCUCUCUCCCCGCCGACUUCUCCUCCAGCUCCCACCACUCCUUCUCCGAGUACCGCCAGCGCUCCCAGCAGUACGGGCCCCUCCAGAAGACCUGGGCCCGCACCGCUGAGGGCGGCAUCGGCGGUGCCUCGGGCUCUGCUCUCCCCUCCAUCGAGCCCGCCAAGGGCUUCUUCUUCGACCGCGACGAGCUCCCCGCCCGCUUCCGCAGGUCCGUCUGGAGCGCCGAGGAGAUCGAGGCCAUCGAGAGCGGCGGCGCCUCUGCUUUCGCUUGA